This is a messenger RNA of Hyaloscypha bicolor E, 1698 nucleotides long. RefSeq lists its product as uncharacterized. NCBI's taxonomy places the organism in Eukaryota, Fungi, Ascomycota, Leotiomycetes, Helotiales, Hyaloscyphaceae. Bases 100 to 1491 code for a protein of 463 amino acids. The transcript has 7 exons. The record is from RefSeq and is a predicted model, not a curated record.
CGCCGAUCUAUAUCCUUUAACGUCCUUCUCGACAUACAUCAAUUGCCCUUUUCUCGUUUUCUGGAUAAGCAAAGCUCCUUUAACUCUCAAAUCAGAGCAAUGGAGAAAGUUGACGCCAACGUGCCAGAACUUUCGCCUUGGUCAUCAGGGUCAAAUAUUUCCGACGCUUAUGCCUUCGAUGUGGCCCAUUAUACGCGCCUGCUAGUGGAAAAUUCCAAGAGACUUUUUGUUCAAGAUGAUCAGCUAUGGGUCAAAGUGAUAGAGGUCGGCGAGAGAGACAUAGUGUUCCGAAACUUUUUAGAAUUUGACACAUAUUUGCGGUCCAGUAUAUUUGUGGGUACACGUAUAAUAUUCGUACCCCAGAGAUUCUCGUGGGACAAUCUCUUGAUAUCUGAAGCUGGCCUACGAUUGCUGUUAUCACAUUUCAAGAUAUUCCCAGCUCUGAUAGACGUGGUCAAUGCCUUUGGAGCGCAGACAUCCUCUGAGAGCGACUCAAUCAGCGCCUGUCACUCUUAUGUGCGAGCCAACAUCUCCGAGUGUUGUUACGUUGCACGACAUGUCGAAGCUCAUGGCCGAGAAGAAUUAGAUGAUCCAUGGUCAAUCAGGCAAAUGGGAGUAUAUCAUCAACGAAACGUAUGGGAUAACACAAACACAUUCGUCAUAUUCAAUCCUUCCAAAACUUUUCAACAACGAUUAAAAGAUGCACAAAUCAAUUCAACUCGUCUCCCAACAUGGAGAGAUAUUCACACCCUUGCUGCUUCUUGCUCAACCACUCCAUGGAGGCGAUACAUCAGCCAUAUUGAAUUGAAAUUGGCCCAACUGAAGACGAAGGCACAUCUAUCCGCCGUGGCGGAGAGCGAUACACCGCAGAUGAAACCAAAAUUGAAAAUCGAGUUUGAGGACACACAAAACAUUGAGGUCAUCCAUGAUAAACUCCACAAAGUGAACCAUAUACUGGUUUCAAACCUCAAUGUCUUCAAAAUACUAUCCAACUUGAUGAAGGGCAACAGCGGGGUUCAAGACCAGUUCGAAACUGGUGAGAAUAGGUUGGCAUUCUGCACGGACGAGACUGAAAUGCAAAAUCGGCGAGUGAACACCCUAUUUCAAAGAAUCAAUGCCGCAUCGGGAUUGAUGCGAAAUAUCAUCGACUUCCGAGGCUUAGAAGCCUUGAAGACGAGUAGCGCAAUGUCCACAGAGCUUUCGCAGCUCGCACACAAGAGGGCCGAAAAAUCACAGAAGGAUGCACGCACAAUUACAACCGUCACGGUGUUUACCAUGAUCUUCCUUCCGGCUUCAUUUGUUUCGCAGUUUCUUAGCAUGGGAUACAUCGAGUUAGACACGCACGACCGAGUCUCCUUGAAAUUUGGGAGUGGGAUGUGGAUCUUUGGUAUUAUGACCCUGUUUCUUCUCAUUGUAACCUUGGGUUCGUGGCUAUGGUUGGAGAUCCGGGCGAGGAGGCCCAAAAAUCUUGGCGACUGUGAAGCGAACUAGCCGUGACGGCAGUGGCUCCAGGGCGUUCGGUGAGAAAAUCGGGGUGUUGGGGAGGACAAGCGGGCAAGGGUUUCCGAAUGGUUUAGCUUCAGAAAGCAACGGCUCCGUCCCUGAGACAUGGCCAAUAUCUGGACUUCUUUAAGCGCCACAACCUCUACAAAACCCCCACACCUAGUGGCAACUUCUUCCUUUUGCAUGCGGCCUCUU